This is a messenger RNA of Cladocopium goreaui, 977 nucleotides long. NCBI's taxonomy places the organism in Eukaryota, Dinophyceae, Suessiales, Symbiodiniaceae. The record is from the annotation of a GenBank genome assembly.
AUGGCAUGGCUUGCCGAGGCGGAUCCCGGUGGAUCCUGGUCCGAAAGCACAGAGUUCCGAAGGUCCCAAGAUCUGGGGGAAGUGGGCGCCAAGGCCUUAUGUUUGGACAGAGGCAAGCCCAGGCGCCCCAACCUAUGGAUGGCCGGCCGCGCUGGGGCUGUGGUGGGCGCGCGGCGCCGGGCGCGUUCCCGCGCCCGCGCCGGGCGUGGCUAUGACCGUACCCGUCCUCCGGUCUAUCUCUCACAGCAGCGGGUCGGCAGCCACCCUGAGCGCUUCCAAGCCCUCGCGCCAGUCACUGUGUCGGCUUUCCUGGAGGGCUAUGGCUACGAGACCAGAGCAGAUACCGACAUGUGGCUGGUGCGUCCGGGCGUCUCUGCAACUCCCAUGCUGAGCUUCGACGUUUCCGGGCAUGAGGAGCGUGGAGGUCACACUUGGUAUCAGCUGAAAGUUUGCCUGGAGGUCUCAGCUGCUCCGCUACGUUGGACAAGCGAGCGGCGCUUGUCCACCUUGAGAGAAGAGCUGCACGAUCGAGUCAAAGAUGUCUUGGGGCAGAACUACGCUGCACACUUCUCCAAGACGCCUUUUGCGCUGAAAGGUGGUUUACCUGGAACCACAGCGAGAUUGACAGCGUGGUUCGGAGCCCUAGCGAAGGUGGUGAACAAAGGUGAAGCCCCACCGUCGCUGGUGGCUCUGCUCCUGCAAUUCUUGGAGGCCCCAGAUCCACCAGAUCCAGAGCCCGAAGAAGAUGUCGCUAAGAUUUACAUGGAGAAAGAGGAGAAUAGCUCCUCUAAAGAACCAGUUCCUCGGAAGGACGUGCCGGACGUGCCGGAAGUACUGGAAGCGUCCAAGCCACCAGAUGAGUCUGAGCUCGCAGAGAUCGAGAUCAGCCUCAGUGAGUGAGGCAUCAGGUGCACAGACGCCUGGUUUUCAGCGGGUCUGCAGUGACUUAAAUAAACUCGGAAAUGGGUUGAAUGGAG